CAGACUGGCGCGCUCUGAUAAUAACGCAUGCAAAUGAGCGCAUAGUCCAACUCAACAGUGGCGCGCGUAACCAUGCGGGUGGUGGCGAUCUCCAGGUGAGCGCGUAUCACACCACCUAAAUCCUCAACUUUACAUGAGGGACGGAGGGGAGGAGGACCCGGUUCACGGUUUGCCCAUCUAUGUCUUCUCGCACUCGGGGGCAGAGCACGGACAAAAGGGAAGCUGGACAAGGAGAGGACGAGGCAGCAGUGGACGGCGACAGGAAGAACGGAAACAGCCGUGCCAAGUGCGCUAUGGAGAUGACCUCCCACAACAUCAACAACGAUUCAAAAGUGGACGGUAUGAACUGCGAUGGAUUGAUCAAUCGAAACGGCGGGGACACGACGGAAAUAUCUGUCCCACUAUCCCACACAGGGAAGCGGGUGACCCCUAUUGAGGGGGACAAUCUUUACAGACUGCGAGACAGAAAGUUUUUGCUGGAGGACAAAAAGCGCCUGUGCGCGUGGGCUUUGGGCACAGCUCUGCUUGGAAUACUGCUCAUGAUCUUGCACGCGGAGCUGUGUCCAUUUGCUUAUGAACCGGGCUCCAGCUACGCCUUUAUCAUCAACUGCUCCAUCAGUAUGUCCACAGGGUGCCUUCUGGUUCUCAUUUUAGCCUUCCACUAUAAGGACAUCAGGCUUUUCAUCAUCGAUCACAACCAAGUGGACUGGCGGAUAGCCAUGACGACCCACAGAGUGUUUGGCGUCUCCUUGGAGCUCCUCGUCUGUGCCAUCCAUCCGGUGGGCACCUACUGGGAGCUGGCCGUCCCCUUGACCCAGGACGGAGACGAGCUCGAGGCCAACUCUUCUUCCACCUCCUCCGCGUCUCUGUGUGUGUCCUCCCGCCACGGGGAGGCGCUGUUGAACACGGAGCUGUUGCUGUCUGCGCUGAUGUUCCUGCGUCUCUACCUGGUGCACAGGGCCAUCCUGCUGCACAGCAAAGUGCUCCUGAGCGCCUCCUACAGGAGCAUCGGCUCCCUCAACAACAUCAACUUCACCUUCCGCUUCGUGCUCAAGGUGCUGAUGAACAAGUACCCCGGGCGCACGCUGCUGGUGUUUAUCCUCCUCUUCUGGCUCAUCGCUUCCUGGAUGCUCACGCUGUGUGAGAGGCAGACGCAGGCGGGGACGGGCCGCAUCGACACGGCGCUGUGGCUCAUCGCAAUCACCUUCCUCACCGUCGGCUACGGCGACGUGGCACCCAACACCAGCUGCGGCAAAGUGGUGUGUCUGUUCACCGGAGUCAUGGGAGUGGCCUGCACCGCCAUGCUUGUGGCUGUCAUGACCAAGAAGCUGGCUCUAAACAAAGGAGAGAAGCACGUGCACUUCUUCAUGAUGGACAUUCAGAUCUCCAAACGGAUACGCCACGCUGCGGCCAACGUGCUGAGGGAGUGCUGGCUGCUGCAUCGCACGGACCUGGCCAAGGGCAGCACCGGAGAGCACCGGAGACACCAGAGAUGUCUGCUGGAGGCCAUCAGAGCAUUUCGGCAUUUGCGUCUCAAGCAGAGAAAAUUGAGAGACUACGCCAGUGAGAUGGUUGACCUCCCCAAGAUGCAGAUGAUCAUGUGUGACCUCAGUGCCAACUGGAACAACUCGUACCGCGAGCUGGAGCAACGAAUCAUCUCCAUGGAACAGAAGCUGGACGAGCUCACGCGCUGCUUCCAGCAGACCUCUGAGCUUCUGGCACAAGUCUUGCACCACCCACAGAACAGGUGACAUGUGGCUGUCUGGUUUCCUUAAGACUGGAGAUGGAUAUGAUAUUAUUAUAUUACAGUCGUGGUCUGUCAUUUCCAUGGGACUUGGAGGGGAGGCCUCAUCUCCCUAAGCUGCACUUAACAUUUGGCUGCUGCUGUACCAUUUGGACGACUGCCACAACCAUGAGACAGUCUGACCCAGUGUUGAAUGGACUGCACACUGACUUGUAUCAAGACUAGAAAAGACUUGCUUUCAUUACAGUGGAAGUGUUUGUAUCAGUUACAGUGAUUAAUAUGCACAAAGCACUGCCUUAAUAACAGUCUAUAACAAUCUCAGUAGAGGACCACCAUUCCCCCUGUGGUCUGUGGAAGAGACUUGGAUGCUGCUUCUCUUCGUCCACAUUCUCUUCUGGCUCUGAGAACCCGCCCACCCCCUCCGUGCCUUAUUCCUGUGGAACCAGAGGCAUUACAAAGUGAGGUUUGAUGCCCUCCUAGUAUUGUCAGGCACCUUCUCCCAAAGUGCCUUUCACUCUCAACGGUUGUUAACCGCUAACUGCUAACUACCAAAAGGAAGUGUAACGGCGAGACUCGUAUAGGCCUACCGUGGGUUUAUGAGUGAAGAACUGCUUCUUUCAAUCCAUGUUGAAUUCACACACAUCCUUUAUAUGAGCACUUUUACUCAUUUUAAUUCCUCUGUGGGUUAUUAGGUUGUCCUCGAUAAGUGGUCUUCAGAUGACUGCCGUUAGUCUACCGCUACAUAUGAAGGUCUCUUGGACAUGUUUUUAUAUUGUCUUUAUCAGUGUCUGGCUUUUGCCUCAAAUCCAAUAUUUUGUUAUCUAGGAUUCUAGACAAUAAUUGUUUUCUGCAUUGUGACUCUAAUUCGCUAGGAAUGCAGUGAGUCACCUUCGACUCUGUUAUAGAGAAGAUGGCACCCCCUCCUGGACAUUAAAUGGAAUCACUUAUACAGUCUGGUCACGUCAUUGAGGUGUUAUGAGUUCCAUUGCCAUGUAUAGAAAUAGAUUAAAGUUCUCCUGCAAUCCAAUGUAGGUGUCUGUUUAACCCUUGUGUUAUCUUCGGGUCAUUCUGACCCAUCAGUCAUUGUGACCCACCUUCGUAUUGCGACAGAUUUACCGCAUACAAAGACAAAGUGAAGCAUAUUCUUUUAACCGUUGGGCUGUCUCAGACCCCCCACAUUGCAAAGGUUAAAAGAAAAUUAUUUUAAUUUGUUUUUGUAUUGGGUAAAAUUGGGUAAACACAACGAUGGUUCGUUAUGAACCUUUGGGUCAUGUGACCCGAAGGCAGCACGAGGGUUAACUGAGCACCUUGUGAAAGGAAAAUGUCCAAAGUUGCAUGAAAACUGGAUUUCUGUUCCUUCCUUGUAAAAUUUUAAUUGGAGUUUUAGAAAAUAUUUGCAGUUGGUCAAUUAAGUGAUACAGGUCACAUUGUGAAAUCAGAUUCAAAAUUGAAUUUCAGAUUGACGUUUACAGCACAUUUGCACAAAAUAAAUCCCAAGAAUUGUAUUGUUUAAUAAACUCUUCAGAGCUUACUUAUUCAUGCU
Osmerus eperlanus (European smelt) is the source of this 3287-nucleotide messenger RNA. RefSeq names its product potassium intermediate/small conductance calcium-activated channel, subfamily N, member 4 (gene kcnn4). The transcript has 9 exons. Bases 180 to 1751 code for a protein of 523 amino acids. The record is from RefSeq and is a predicted model, not a curated record. Gene Ontology annotation, molecular function: small conductance calcium-activated potassium channel activity; intermediate conductance calcium-activated potassium channel activity; calmodulin binding. Gene Ontology annotation, cellular component: neuron projection; plasma membrane; neuronal cell body. NCBI's taxonomy places the organism in Eukaryota, Metazoa, Chordata, Actinopteri, Osmeriformes, Osmeridae. Gene Ontology annotation, biological process: potassium ion transmembrane transport.